GCACAAGGGCUCGGAGGCGCCCGAUGGGGACCUCCCAGCGCACAGAGCCAGGGCAGUAAUUUUCUGCCCUCCGGGGCAGUGAUCCUGAAGGUUUCCUAACACAAUACAAUGGCAGAGACACUAACUAGAGUGUUUGCUGCAAAGGGAAACGUUAAGUUAGCAGAGCAGUGAUUUUUUGAGGCCUCCCUGUGUGCUUCUAAAACCACAUGAACUGAGAGGAAACUCAGCGUUAUUGCAGCAAUAUGCAAAAUACUUCAGUAAAUGUUUGGGCUUGAAAAAAGAAAAUGAGGUGAAUGGGAGAUGGUUACCUGGAGACAAACUUAGUUCUAAUGUGAGGGGGCAAAGCAGGGAGAUUCGUUACUUCUGCUAAUUGCUCUGGCUGUUUCCUAGGUUCUGAACGUAGCAAAUAUGAACGACUGGCAAAGGAAAAGCCCUCUAGAGUGGCAAACGUAUGUGAACAAACAAGUGAAAGUUGCAGCGGCUGAGAAACAUGAAUAUGAAGGAUGGGUCUUAACAGUUGACCCAGUUUCUGCUAAUAUCGUCCUUGCAAGGUUUCCAGAGAAUGAAAAAGUGUUAAUUUCAGUCGUCUUGGGCCAUGCUAUCCAGGAGGUUGAAAUACUGAAAGAAGGGGACGAUGAAAUGAAGAAACGACUUUCUCGCUUACUCAUGCCUGAAGAGAGCAAAGCUUACAGCCCAGAAGAGCUGGAAAAGAGGAAGAACAACUUGAAGACUUGGCUAGAAACAAAUCACAUCCCUGUAACAGAGCAAGGUGAAUCAGGAAGAACGCUAUGUGUGGCAGGUGUAUUAACUGUUGACCCACCGUACGGCCCAGAGGAGUGCAACAGCUCCAAUGAGAUUAUUCUGUCUCGGGUUCAAAGCCUAAUACAGGGCUACCUCGAAAAACAACUCUGAUGUUCAAAGCAUUUAUAUUUAGGCAUGGGUCUCCAUGUCCCGUUUUAAGGACUAUCCUGGAUAUCUGUGUUCACUAUAUGCAAAACUGCUGGGUUUAGGUGUUUUUGUUGAGUGUUGUAUACAAAGAAAAGGAUAAAACUAUCAGUAUAAACUAAAAACAAUAAGUGUUUUGCAUGCGCUUUUUUUUUAUUAAAACCAAGCGUUGAAUAAUAACGAUAAUUAAACUGAUACAUAUUUGUGAGCAGGUUUUGUGACAGUAUCAUGAAAGAUCAAACGAGAGAAGUUUAAACAGUUUUCCUCUGCCUUUAAAAUUAAUUUUAUCCCAUUUUCUAGUUGUCUAGACAUGUUUUUUAUAUUUAAAUGAACUCCUUGCCAUGGAUCUUUUUUUUUUUUUUUUUUCCAGAAAGAGAAUAGCUGAAACAAAAAAGCUCUGUCAGCUAUUUAAGUUUCUUUGUGAUACUUGGAACUUCCCAAACCAGAUGCAAAAUUUGUUCAGAUUUUUUUUCCAUAGCAGUUCUCCUGUUUUAAAACAUGGACUGUAAUACAGGCCCAGAUUUUGUAACAUUAUUAGGUAAGGUAAGUAGGCUUGAAAUGCAUCAUUUCCCAUCUACGUUUGCUAUCUUAUAGUAAUGGUGGUUGGAAGACCUUUGUUCCCUACAAAGAGAAUUUUCUUGCAAUUCCGUACGUUUUUGGUUUUUUUUUUUUCUUAAUGUUUUGGGGUGGCUAGAUGAGACCAUUGCCACAACACACAAUGCCAAAUUCGUUAUGUGAUUAUUCUGGGGAUUAUUAAUCCAGACAGGAAGCUUUUACGCCCUUCAUUUUGUGAGUGUCUGGGCAUGCUAAUUGCCUAUGUAUUAUUACUAGAUAGCACCAAAUCCUAUGUUAACUGCGCGCGCAGAUACGUGUGAGGUCUGUCUGCUCCUUGUUAACAAAAGGCCCUUAUGCCUGCUCUGGUUCGUUUAAAAUCAGUUCAGACCAGUGAGGUUCCGGCUGAUGGUGCUUAAAACAGAAAGCCUGAGCUGUUGGCGUUCUCCGGUGCCCACCCCCUGAGCGGGCCCACAGGAAAGGGCAGGCUCCGCAGGGGGCUCCGUGAACGCUUUCACGGAGGAGCGCAUCAAGGGCUGCCCCAGCUCCGGGGCACCGCAGG
Messenger RNA from Struthio camelus australis, 2059 nucleotides. The record is from RefSeq and is a predicted model, not a curated record. NCBI's taxonomy places the organism in Eukaryota, Metazoa, Chordata, Aves, Struthioniformes, Struthionidae.